Messenger RNA from Heteronotia binoei (common prickly gecko), 2484 nucleotides. RefSeq names its product TSR3 ribosome maturation factor (gene TSR3). Lineage: Eukaryota; Metazoa; Chordata; Lepidosauria; Squamata; Gekkonidae. Gene Ontology annotation, molecular function: rRNA small subunit aminocarboxypropyltransferase activity. The record is from RefSeq and is a predicted model, not a curated record. The transcript is spliced from 4 exons. Bases 1 to 720 code for a protein of 239 amino acids. Gene Ontology annotation, biological process: maturation of SSU-rRNA.
AUGGGUCGGAGCCGGGGGCGGCGGGCGGCCGGGGGGAAGGAGGGCCGGGGGCGGCGGCGGGAGGAGGAGGAGGAUGGGCCGGCGGGAGCAGCCGGCGGCCGGGAGGAGGAGGCGGGGGCGGGCGGGCGAGGGGGCCCGGUGGCGGCCCUGUGGGACUUGGAGCAGUGCGACCGGCGGCGCUGCACGGGGCGGCGGCUGGCGCGCAAGGGGCUGGUGCGGACGCUGCGGCUCGGGCAGCGCUUCGGGGGCCUGGUCCUCAGCCCCGUGGCCUCCCGCUGCGUCUCGCCCGCCGACAGACCAGCUGUGGCUCAGAAUGGAGUUGCUGUGAUUGACUGUUCUUGGGCAAAGCUGGAUGAGACACCGUUCAACAAAAUGAGAGGAGGCCACCUCCGGCAGCUGCCCUACUUGGUGGCUGCUAAUCCAGUGAACUAUGGCCGCCCAUACAAGCUGUCCUGUGUGGAAGCAUUUGCUGCUGCUUUCUGUAUUGUAGGGUUCUCAGAUAUUGCUGCAACUCUCCUGAAGAAAUUUAAGUGGGGAAUGGUGUUCCUUGAUCUGAACAGUGAUCUCCUGCGGAAAUAUGCAGCCUGUAGCUGUGAAGAAGAAGUGCUGAGAGUUGAGAGAGAGUUUCUGGCCACCACCCCAGAAAAAGAAGAAAUAGACCCUUUUGACGUUGAUUCCGGGAAAGAGUUCUGUUAUCUCAACAGGCCUGCCAGAGGGUAAGGGACUGCAGUGGUUCGUUUUCACUUUCAAGGAAGUUUCUUGGCUUUUUAAAAUGCUGAUUUCUGUUGGUUUGUAGAGUGAUUACUGAUGAAGAUGCAGCUGAAUCAUCAAGCAGCAGCUCCGAAGAACAGGACUGACGCACGUGGAAGGGGCCCAACAAGGCCAGGAUUACAAGCCUCAGCAGGUCUUCUGGUCCAAGGUGGGGCUGGCAGGCUGCUCUCCCCGCACAGGUGUGGGCCAGCGGAUUCUACGCAGGAAGCACUGAUGCUGGCGUAUUUUCUUUGCAGCUACAGAUGGGGCUCUUGUUUCUGUCUUCCCUACUUGACUUACUGUUGAGUGCUGCCUGGUUGUGUUUAUGUUCCCAUUUCAGUUAUCAAUAUGAUUGCUAAGGGGUUGAAAAUGAAUAGGAUAUGGGAGCCUUCAUUUUGUUAUUAGAAUUAGUUCAAUUUACACCUCAUUUCUGGAAUGGGGGGGGAAUGAUUCUGAGCAUCAAGCAACAUUAUUGGCUCAGGAGUUGGAAUAUGGGGGAGGGGUGUGAAGGAACACCCUUUCCAAUCAUACCCACCCAGCCUGACAUGUAAGCAGUCACUCCAGGGCUGUGGUCGUGCUCCUGCAUGGCAUGGGAACAGCAGCAGAUUAGUAGCGCAAUCACACUUGGGAACUGACUGCUGCACUCAGGACCCUGUUAUGAACAAGCCUAUAGAUCUGUCAGGUCCUAUCUUUAGCUGUUUGAAUGGAAAAUUAAAUGUUUAUUUCACUAAGCAGUACAAACUGAAAUUUAUAAUCAUCAUUUUGAAGUGGAGAAGUGGGGGCAGCUGCAAGGGUGGAGGGUCACGUUCCGCUACAUCUUUUUCCAAUACCACUGCAUGUGUCAGUUUUUCCAGGGGAAAACAAAAAGCAUUUGGGCAUCUCUAACAUCCUCCUGCUGUUUAAGGGAUGCCAAAUUAAGACUAGAAACUACUAUUUCCCAUCCAACAAAAUGCUGUUUGGCCUAGUAAGUUCCCCAGUGCCUCAAGACAGGCUUUUCCCCUCUUGCUGUUUUACACAAGCUCAUCGCUGUGGCCACAGCCUAACCUGACAAAGUGAACCAGAGAAUCAGCAGAAGGGAGACGAGGAAGCUUUAUAGAAACAGUUUAUUUACUCUAAACAGCAACACAGACAAAACGCCAGAACACAAAGGAAGUGACGCAGAAUCAAGAUGCUGGCUGACUUUGGAUCUGAGGCUUUUAAGCAACAACCACCUAAAUCUUUAUUGGUAGAAAACAAAUUAAGGGAAGGAACAGGGUGGAGAGCUUUUUUCAUACAGCCAGGUAGAGGCAAAAUAUACUUCUAAACAGUUUAAAGCAUGCCUGCAUCAGAGAGCAAAGAAACUAGGAGAUACUAGUGAAUUUAUAGAAGUAUAAAAGUUUAUAGUUUUACAGCAGUUGAAAUACUGACAUCAAUAUUAAAAUAAAAGCAAGUUUUACAUAACAAUCAAAAAUACAAAAGACUGAAGGAAGAGACCCUGUAUGAAAAAACUGGGGGCAAUUCAGCAAAUUUAGAACUGUAUACAAGUGGCGAAUAUGGAAAAAUGGCACACAUACAACCCCCUCCCCUAAGUGACUAUUAAUUGUACAUAGCGACAUUAGAUUUGCAAAAGUUUUGUAAACAAGUUCUUGCCAAAUUAAUCCCUUCCUUUAAGAUGCUGAAUGACAGGAGCUUAUGAUGGUGCAAAUUUCUUGGCUUGUGCUCGAACCCUCUUUUCAUAUUCCACUCUGUUUUGGC